GCCUGCGCUUGGUUAACCUAUUGAGUAUUUUCUCUGGCUUUCGCGACGCGUUGUUUAAUUGUAAAUAAAUUGUUCUCUUUUCAAUUAAAAACCUUUAUUAUAUGGCUUGGGAGAAGUUAAAAAAUUUAUAAUGAGGUACAAGAAAUUGCAAACAAUAAUUGAAUUCGAAUCACUGUGUAAAAUAUGCCGCUACUAUGGACGACUGGUACAUGAAAAAAAUAGAUUGAACACGAAGAAUGCUACGAUUAGUAUCUAAUCGUCUUUGGAUUUCAUUCCAUCCACUUGGCAAUUAUCGUUAUUAUUUUCAUUUUUAUCGAUGACAAAGAGAUAUUAGGAAACAACAAAAGGUAUAAUCAAAAAAAUGUUCAUCGAAAUGGUUCGCCUCUCUUAUCAACAUAGAGCAUUCUAUUGCUAUGUCAUCCUUACAGUUUGGAUUUUUCUACUUGUGGCUGGAAUGUAUAAAUAUAUCGGAGUUGAUGAGAAGAGUUCGAUACAAAAUAGACCAUCCAGUAGUGAAUUAUCGAUAAAAGAAUUUCCAAGAAAUUUUAAAGUUGAUCUAAAGACAAAAAAGAUUUUUCGAUUUUGUAACACUCCAAAUGAUAUUACUCAAGGAAGCGAAGGAAGAGUAGACGGGAAUGUCACUUUGGGAGGUGUGAUAAUUCUCACUCGACACGGUGAUCGAGGACCUUUAGCUCACGUUCGAAAUAUAAGUACAGUUAAUUGUGCUGGAGAUUUUUCUAAUAAUCCCGAAUUAGAUGGAAUUUAUCAAAAUUAUCAGAAUUUUUUACAAAAUGUCACACUUUAUUCGCGUUCAGCGUGGGCUCAAUUUUUGGGACCUUUUCAUGGAUUUCCAAUGCUACCGUCCAAUUCAAGGGACUGCAAACUUGGCCAAUUAACAACACUCGGUGUUGGACAAUUAUUGAAAAUUGGUCUCGUCCUAAGAAAUGCUUAUUAUCAUCGAUUGAAUUUAGCGAAUAAUACUGUAACAUCAAAAGAUGUUAUUGUUUUUAGUACACGCUAUCGACGAACAGUCCAAAGUGCUGUUGCACUUCUUUACGCUUUCAUUGGAAACGAAAGUUUUCAAAAUUUAGCCAAAAUCUCACUUAAAGAAAGUCAAAGUUAUGCAUUUUGCUAUUCGGAUUGUGCUUGUGCGGCCGCUGACAAAUAUUCGAAACUCAAUUCAAAGGAAAUAACAAAUCACUUGAAAUCACAUCCGGCAGUGUCGGAUUUAAUAAAACAAGCUUCCAGUAUUAUUCUCGAAAUGCCAGAACAAACGACAAAUCCAAAUACUCUUGUUGAUUCACUAUUAACGUAUGUUUGUCACAAUGCACCUCUUCCAUGUAUGGAUUUUGAAUCACAAAGAUUGUGCGUUAAAACUGAACAUGUGACGGGUAUUUUUGCCUAUACCGAAUGGGAAGCGCGUCAACAUGGAAAAAGUCAAGCUCGACGAAGACAUGGACUAUUAAGAGCUUAUGGACUUCUUCGCAAUAUUGUCAAUCAUAUGUUGAGAAUUAUAUCAGAGGGAAAGCCAAAGAUUGUUUUAUAUUCGGGUCAUGAUAGAACAUUGGAAUAUUUAUCAACUGCCUUGGGAAUAUUUGCUGAUCAUGCAAUUUUACCACAUUAUGCGUCCAGAUUUAUCAUCGAAAUUUAUAAAAUUAAUCCACGAAAUGAAAAUCAUGUUGCCAGUGAUUUUUAUUUUCGUGUUGUUGUUAAUGGAAAGGAUUUAACGCAAAAAAUUCCCUUUUGUAAGAAUGCAAAUUUUUACAGCGCAACAUUUAUUGAUGAUAAUGUGAGGGGUAAAAAAGAAACGAAAUUAUGUCCAAUCGAAGCAAUUAUACGACUUUUACAUGACGAUUAUUUUGUUCCAUUUAAUGCGACAAAUUUCAAAGACGCUUGCUCGAAUCACAAACAUUAAUUAUAGAUGACUAAUCAAUUUUUACAUAUCAAGGGUUUCAUUAAAGACUUUUAUUUAUAAUAAUUAAUUAUAAGAUGUAGAUUAGAUUUCAAUAUUAAUAUAUAUAUUCAGUAUUACAUGUCAAGUAUCGAUAGCUUUUUCUUUUAUUGACUGAAUUUACAUUUUUUUUUUCACUUUUUUCUCGCGAAACCCUCGAUAUAAGACUCAGAGAAAAAUGUUCCAAGCACUAUGAAAAGAAUCGGUAAAAAUUUUUUUUUAAUAAGACGGUUUACCUGCGACAUUUUCCAAUUAAAAUAUUUAACGAAAUUCGUUUAAUUAAAAAUUAAAUAAAAAAAGUUUAUUAUAUAAUAGAAAUAUUUCUUUGAUAUUUUAUAAAAUUAUGAUUUUGACGCGGGUAAACAUAAUUCACAGCUUAAUCUAUACUUUUAUUUAAAGACCGACUUCCAGGCACUAAAUAUUGAUCUCAUUUGCGUUAUUAUUAGAAAAAGUAGAAACUAAAAAUUUCCACAAGUACUUAUAGAAUAUGCAAACGAGGUUGCAAUUUUUCAUUUACAAUUAAAAAAAAAAAAGAAAUAUGCAAAACCUCUAGUUUGCAUGAAAAAUAUUUCUUAUCAAAAUAUAUAUAUAUAUAUACUUAAAAGGGAACAUUGUUUAGAUAAUGUUCAAGAUCCAAUGGAGCCUUAAAAACAAAAAAAAAAAAAAAAUCUAGACUGUGUAAACUCUUCGCGAUAAUCUCACAGAUAUUUAGCUUUAGAUGGCCACUACGUAUAUUUUAUCACACGAUUUAUUGUAAAUAUGUAAAUAAUUAUCUCUCGAGACAAAAGUUAGAAGGAUUUGCUAAAAGCACUGAUAUUGCAUGUAAACUUAAAAUUUGUUACACUAUUAGACUAUUAAAAUAGUCUCCAGAUCUCAGUUAUUUAACUGAAUUAUAAAAUUUUUGAAUAUUAAAAAAAAAAACAAAACAGAAAAACAGAUUUAAAAUUUACAAAUGCAAGCUUUUGGUGGAAGUAUGAAAAUAAACUAUUAUAGUUGGGUAUAAAUGCGUAGAAUCUAAUAUGGAUUUAACCCACGACCAAGCACAUCCAUUUUACGAAAUGAAAUUCCAUUAAAAAAAAGAAUGGAUAAUUAUCUCCGAAUUAAAUUUGUAUUCUUCCUUAAUAUUUAAAUUAUCUAAAUUCGAAUUUUUAAUCGGUUUAUAUUUCAGCUUUCUAUAUAUCGUUAUAUAUAAAAAAUUAUCGCAUUUGUCUUUUCUAAUUUUUCAAAAUUUAUUAUAUUUGAAUUUCUCUUUCUUUAUUGAGAAAAUACAGUUAUUUUUGUAUUUUUUAAUUAUUAAUUUAUGGAAAAAAUCGAAUUUAGAUAAUUUUUAGAUUAGGAAAAUAAUAAUUUAUAGGUGGGUGAUAAUCAAAUGAUAUUCAAAUUUCAAAAUAGUUGUACCUUCUUCCUGGUUGCUAACAACCGCUCACUCGUUAAGAAAUACGAUACGCACACGAAUUACUAAAAAAAAAAAAGAAA
Leptopilina boulardi is the source of this 3427-nucleotide messenger RNA. RefSeq names its product 2-phosphoxylose phosphatase 1. The transcript is spliced from 4 exons. The coding region runs from base 362 to 1915 and encodes 517 amino acids. Lineage: Eukaryota; Metazoa; Arthropoda; Insecta; Hymenoptera; Figitidae. The record is from RefSeq and is a predicted model, not a curated record. Gene Ontology annotation, molecular function: phosphatase activity. Gene Ontology annotation, biological process: dephosphorylation.